CGUGGGGUUACUGCUGGUGGACGGUGUGAUUGGGCAAGCUGAAAUGAGCAGGUUUAAACACUGUAUUUGCAUUCAACAAGUAUUAGCUGGCAACCUCAACCUAGUGCCGAGUUUAUUUCUGUAAGUGGAGAGAAUAUAACUUGUGUGCUGUUUCAAAAGCAUUUGAAGUGAGCUGCGUAGAAGCGAGGGGGGACAGGCAGAGCGCACGGGCUUUAAGCACAGUCCUGUUUCAGAAAAGGGUGCUGUUUGAUGUGACAUCAUGAGGAGGAAGGACUUCUGACUACAAUGUAAGUUCCACAUUCAAUGAUCUCCAAGUCAGUUAAGAAAUCCAGUGGCUGCAUCGAACUUCUGUUGGGAUAAAGAAAAUGAGGAUGUGAGCUGUAAACCGUGAAGACUGGUAUGAGAGUGAAAUCGGCACAAUGCUGUCAUCCAGUGAGGGUAGAGGCGAUAUCGCAGAUUGGUUGUUCAGUAUUCAUCUGGAGCAGUACACUAACCACUUCAAGCAGUCUGGUUAUUUCACUGUUGAGGACUGUCAACACAUGAACAAUGAAAUUCUUCUUCAGAUUGGGAUUGGUCCAACAGGACAUCGCAAAAGAAUACUUAAACAUUUGAACUCUGUGUUCCCAGAAGCAGAUGCGACGACUGUAUCUAAAAGUCCUGAGACUGGAGACACGGACUUAGAGAGUGCGAAUCAGGUGUUAAGUUUACAUAGCCCUCCUAAAAUUGAACCUGGCAGAAGCGUACCUGCAUCAAAGCUGAGAACUAAUUUUGUUAAAGGCAACUUUACUUCAGACUGUAUAGACCCAGUAAGCAUUGAUGGAUGUAUUCAGUCUAAAAACAAAAUCCCAUCUUCUCAAAUGCAACGAGUUGAAGUAGAGCAGAAAUUUCCAGUUGGUAAGAACCUGAAAGUAGAUGCGUUUGAGCCAGAUGAAGCCUGUUUUAAUUUCUGUGACCCACAAGGUGAUGUGGACAGCAGACCACCAGUUCCACCACGCCUUCACCAGGGUACCCCACCUCUCAAGUUCACUCCCGAUAGGAUGCCACUGCCUUCUGCUUCAGUUGAUUCCUCAAAUAUUUACUUAACAAAGGAACAUUCCACCUCUGCGGAAAUGCAACAUUUAAUCGUCACUCUGCCAGACUCGCCCUUCUUUGAAUUUCAAGGAGAAAUGGUGCAGAAUGAUUUGUAUGUUGGUCACCUGGGCAACGUAGAGCAGGUUACUUCAUUUCCUGUGACAGCAUCUGAUCUUCGAAACAGACCAGUGCCACAGCUCCCUGAUGUGUAUGCAGCCAUGCCAGACUCUACAGACGUCAGUUCCUUACUGAAAAGAAGAAACCUCAAACUUUCACAUGUCUCCACUUGUGAUGUUCCACAAAAACUGCUGUUGGCUGCAGAUGAAAAUAAACCAUCUCCUAUCACCCCAUAUGGGGAAAUGUACCUAUACCAUAGUCCGGAAGAUGAUCAGAAAAUUCUUUCUCAGGAGAUUUUAAACAGACAUCUUCUGCAUGGUAUUGAAACAUCAACAAGAGAAAUUAGUGACCAAGAGACAAACAAUGAAUUAAGGACCCACCAUGGUGCAAAGUUGUCCGACAAUAACAAGGUGGAGCAGUUAUCAUCACACUCUGACCACCAUAUAGCAGGCGAAGAUCCUGAAAUGGAAUAUUCUACAAUCAGCGACAGUACUUGCAAGCAGAAGUUAACUGUUCAGGCGGUUUCUAGAGACUAUUGCAAACUUCAAGCACCAUCUAAGCAGAGUUUUGUGAAAACAGAGAAUUGCUCACUUCUCCCUAAUGCCACUGGAGAAUCUAUCUGUGAUGCAGGACGUAAUGAGCAUGAUCCGAUAUCACCAUAUGCUUGCUUCUAUGGUGUGCCAAAGAAGACAAAGGAAGGUUGGCUGGAUAAACUCUCACCGCAGGGGAAUUGUGUGUUCCAGAAGCGAUGGGUUAAGUUUGAUGGUGAGAAUUUGUCGUACUACAAUAAUGAGAAGGAAAUGUACUCAAAAGGAAUCAUCCCACUCUCUUCAAUAAUCAGAGUUCAAGAGUUAGGAGACAACAAGUUUGAGGUGGUUUCUUCCACCAGAACGUUUACUUUUAGGAUCGAAAAAGAAGGUGAUAGAGAAGACUGGAUGGACACACUUCUCACUGCACUAAGAUCACAGUCUAACAUAUUUUCUCAAUUGAAUUCGCGAUGUGCUGUUACAGCUGAUAAAUUUGGUUAUCUCGAGCUGAGAGGCUACAAAGCUCGCAUCUUUGUUGUACUGCGAGGCAGCAUCAUUUGGCUGUAUAAGAGUGAGCAGGAUUUUAAAAGUGGAAUUGGUAUUACAAUGGUUAACACAAAUGUAGCAACAGUCAAAGAUGUCGAUCGUAAAAGCUUUGAAUUAUCUACUCCAUUCCGAAAUUUCAGUUUCACAGCAGAAUCUGAACGAGAGAAACAAGAAUGGAUUGAAGCUAUGCGGGGAUCGAUAGCAGAAAGCCUGUCAGAUUAUGAAGUGGCAGAGAAGAUCUGGUUCAACGAAUCUAACAGAAACUGUGCAGAUUGCCGUGCACCAGAUCCUGAAUGGGCGUCCAUCAAUCUCGGUGUUGUCAUCUGCAAAAAAUGUGCAGGUCAGCAUCGAUCACUGGGUUCAAAUAUUUCCAAAAUUCGUAGUUUGAAGUUGGAUACCAGUAUUUGGAGUAAUGAACUUGUUGAGUUUUUCAUUGUUGUAGGAAACAAAACAGCCAAUGCUUUUUGGGCAGCCAAUCUCAAAGCAGGUGAAGAAUUGGAUAUGGAUGCUCCACCAAACUAUCGUCUUGAAUUCAUCACUCAAAAAUACAAAGAAGGAAAAUUUCGAAGAAAACUCUCUCCUUUUCUAAACCAAGAAGAACUGAACAAGAUGUAUGUAAGCCCUGUUCUUGUAUCUGCUUUAUGUCAAGCAGUUGUGACACAGGAUAUCUUGGAGACUAUGUCACUUGUUUUCAGUGGGGCAGAUGUCAUGUGUGCAACGGGAGAACCUACUUACUGUACCCCUUACUUAUUGGCACAGAAAGCUGGCCAACGGUUACAAAUGGAGUUCCUGUUCCAUAACAAACUCUCAGUCCUUCCAAAGAUUGAUGAACUGUCUAAAGCUGGCAUCCUUUCUAAUAACUCACAGUCCAGCUUUUUGUGUGGUUUCCUCUACAAGGCCAUGAACACUACAAAAACUGUAACUGAGAAAAGAUUGAAGGAAGAUUUCCAAAAGCGAUGGUGCACCUUAGAAGGUGGGUUUCUCAGUUAUUAUGAAAGUGACAAAUCAGCCACACCAAAUGGGAGGAUUGAUAUCAACGAAGUGGUCUGUUUAGGAGUGGCCAAGUCUGAUUUUACAUGGGGCGCUGGGGUGAGCUCUACCUUUGAGAUGUAUUUGCUGUCAGAGCGUGUCUUCUCCUUUGGAACUGACAAUGUUGAAAUUUUAAAAGACUGGACCCGGGCAAUAUCCAAGUUUCUUGUACCUGCAGUGGCAGAAAUCCUGUUGAAGAGAGACUAUGAACUUAUUGGUCGGCUGUACUACAAGGAUGUGCACAACCUAGAACACUGGAAAGCGGGCUGGUUUGCAUUAGAAAAAUCACAACUCUGCUUCUGUCCUGAGCAGGGACAGAUAGUUGAAGAGGAUUCUGUCCAUUUAAAGAGGCUCCAAGAACUUACUGUCAGCACAGAGAUUGAGAAACCCAGUGAGAAGAGAGAUGUCUUAUUGCUGGUAGAAAAAGGAAGAACAUUGUACAUCCAUGGUCACACAAAGCUGGAUUUCACAGCUUGGCACACAGCCAUCAGGAAAGCAGCAGGUACAGAUGGUAAUGCUCUCCGAGACCAGCAGCUCAGCAGAAAUGACAUUCCCAUCAUUGUGGACAGCUGCAUAGCGUUUGUUACACAGUAUGGUCUUGGCAGUGAAGCGAUUUACCAAAAAGGUGGCACACCGUCACGAGUUAACCUGCUUCUGGAUCAGUUUCGAAAAGAUGCCAGAAAUGUGAAGCUCAGAAUUGGGGAACAUCAGCUGGGUGAUGUCACAGACGCGAUGAAGAGAUUUCUGUUCGAAAUAGAUGAUGCUCUACUCACCAAAGAAUUGUAUCCAUAUUGGUUAUCUGCAUUAGAUGUACAAAACGAAAACGAACGGUUGGAAAAGUAUCGAAUGCUAAUACAGACAUUACCACGUGUCAACCGGGUUACACUUGCUGCACUGAUUGGUCACCUUUACAGGGUACAGAAAUGUUCAAAGAUGAAUCAGAUGAAUACACACAGUUUGUCUCAGGUGUUUUCACCCUACUUAUUCCAAACAGAAGGUCAAACCAAACAAGAAGUUAAUGUCGUAGAGGAUCUGAUCAAUUUGUAUGUUCAACUUUUUGGUGUUAAUGAAGACCAAGUGAAACAGAUGGAGAUAGAAAACAGCUUCAUAACAACGUGGAAGGACACACAGGUUGCACAAGCUGGGGAUCUGAUCAUUGAAGUCUACCUGGGGAAAAAGGAACCGGAUUGUUGCUGCAUAAUUAGGGUAUCUCCGACCAUGACAGCAGAAGAAUUAACUUGUAUCGUUCUGGAAAUGAAAAACAUUGUCACUGAUGAGAAGGUUCUCUGGACAACGUUUGAAGUUAUAGAGAAUGGAGAACUUGAACGAGUACUGCACUACAAAGAGAAUGUUCUGGAACAGGUUCUCCAGUGGAGCACACUGCCUGAGCCUGAAUCUGCUUACUUGAUCAUAAAACAGUUUCAAGCUGCAAAAGCCAUCAAAAAGUACCUCGUGAAAAAUAUCAAAGACUCUGUGAAAGCAGGCAUUUUAAAAUGGAGAGAAGAGCCAUCUAGAUUGUUAUCCGGAAAUAAAUUUCAGGAACGUUACUUUGUCCUGCAGGAUGAAAAGCUGUUCCUUUACAAGGAUGCAAAGAGCAAUAAAACUGAAAGGGAAGUAGUCGUCAAGUCCUUAAAACUGUACCUUGGACUGAAAAAGAAACUGAAGCCUCCGACUAGCUUGGGCUUUACACUUUAUUCAGAAAAACAACAGUGGUAUUUGUGCUGUGAUAAGGAAGAAGCCUAUGUGGAAUGGUUAGCUAGUUUGCUUAAUGCACAGCAUGAAGGUGACCUUUGGCGACUAGAUGGAAAAUUGCACGUUUCAUCAGCAAUGUUGAAUGCAAAACUCAGCAACAUGGGUUUAAUGCCAGGUCAGAAGAAGAUUGAUGGCAGAAAAAUGGAACAAACGCAUGACUGCAGCAAAUUGAAGCUGAACGAUGCCCUUCAUCAAACAUUUCGUGAGGGUACUCAGGGGCGACCUCAUCACUUGGCUGCCUGCCAACUUCACUCAGAGGUUCUGCCUGCAAAUGGACAGGAGCCAAAUAGAUCCACUUUACGCCCAGGUCAAAUCAAUGUAACACAAAACAACACAAAAUUAAAACGUAAUCAAGGACUGCAGACUUCAGGUCAAACAGAAGGCACUCUUUCUAAAAUGGUUUUUGGAACUGAUGCAAAACUGCAUUCAGAACUCAUGCAGGAGCUGAACACUGUCUUUCUGAAAAGUAAUCCAUUGGUUAAGAAUGAAUAAACUAUGUCAACACCUGUAAAAUAUAUGGACAGCUACGUCCUUUAUAAUGAACAAAUCAUACAUCAUAAAAUGAAGAUAUUUUGCUUCAUAAGAAUUCACAAUUAACAGGUUCACUUCAUUCAGCAACUUACAUCAUUCCAUUGUUAAUGUAUGUUAUGAAGCAAUAGCUAUCAAUUCAAAUUAUCUGAUUUUAGAAACAACAUUGAACCAUAUUAAAUACUCAAAAGUAGAAUCCUGACCAUACACAUACAAUACUUUAUGGGCUAUCUUUGAGGCUUGUCAUGUAUCAAAGUUGAAUUACAUGGUGCUUAUAACUAAAUUGGCUGUGACUUCUCAAGCUAUUUGGGAAGAAUUGUUGCAAUGCAGCCUGCAUAUCAAGUGCAGAUAUUCAUAACCAAUGAAUAACCAUUAGUUUGCUUGGAGUUAUCAUUGAUAAUCAACUGUGAUGUUUAUCUUCUUUAUCAGGUUAACAUGGGACUGGAAAGAUUAUCUCCCUAUUGUCCAAUCACAUAUUUCAAUCAAGUUCCUGUAAAAGAAUAUUCCAGAUUUAAUUUGUCCUACAGUGACAUAAUCCUCAAGUAUCCAUUUUCAAGACACAUGAUAUCUAUUUCUUAGAAAACAAUCAAACAUGCACAGCCCUGUGCCUAAGUGACUGGUCUCCAAAAUUACCCAAUUCACUGAAAACAUGUCAAUUUGGCGUUUAUACACUAGAAAGAUUAAAUGAAGUACAGAAAAAGGAAUUUUAUACUUUUAUAAAAUUUGCAUUUAUAACUUGUUUUUCCGUUGUUGCACUUACCGUCAUUGAUUAGCUUAUAUAUUUUUAACUUGCCAUAAUAUUGGCUGUAUUCGAAACUACAGCAUACUAAAUCAGCCAAUGAUUUGGACAGUGUGCGGGCUGAUGUGACAAAGAUUCACUGUAGUAUUUCCUUAUUUUUUAAAAUUAUUUUCUUUUUGUGCUUUGCCUAAAGACAGCCCCCUGGCUUGUGGUCUACUCUAACUUCAUCCUGAGCUGUUUCUCUGUCAGAUUGUGUUAGUGACAGUUUGCCUUUGCCUUGCACUCUCUGAGGCAGGACAAGGAGGUGAGUUCUGGGUCUACCUCAGCUAAAGUGGGAAUUGAAUCUAUGCUGUUGGUGUUAUUCUGAACCACACAUUGGUAACCUAGCCAACUGUGAUAACUAGCCCCUUAGUUCAUCAGGUUCACAACAUUUUGAAAAGAAAUGCAAUUUGUUAUUCAAGCAAAUUGGCAGCACAAUAGAUGCUCUCGGAUCCUUGCCUUCAAUCUGAAGAGUGCUUGCUUUUAUAGCUCUCUUGUUUGCAGCUGAUUUACUCAGUAUAGAAUUUACUAGAUUAAUCAAUUAAGAUAGAAAGAGAUGCAUUUAUAUUGCAUCUUUCAUGAUCGCAGGUCACCCCAAAGUGCCAAUGAAGUGCUUUUGUAGUGUAAAUUAAGCAAAUAGCAAGUCUGAAAUCCAAAUACUUGGUGGCUAUUAUAUCUCCAUAUAUGAAACUGUUUAUAUUUUGCUUUUUUAACACUAACAAAAGGAAUCUUAUAGAACUGUAAACUAUGCCAUACUUUGAAAGAAUGACUAUUGAUUUUUUGCUAGUCUCUCUGAUAAAAUGCACAUAAAUACCUUUUGAAUAUUGUCUUAUGAAGGCCCCAGAUUAAAAAAAAGCAGUUAAAUAUCUCCUUUGCUUCAACCAGAUCCUACAAGAAGUGAUAUGGUUAAUUGGUCUUUAGUUCCUUCUAGGUGCAAGUUGCAAGCAACAUUUUCCCGGAUUCAUUGGGCGACCAAGCUGAGAAUCAGAAAGUGGCAUGUUGGAAGGUAUUCUUUAGAGGAUUGAGUUAAGGUGUACUUUUGGGUAUAGUUUUUAGAAAGGGUCUCAUUGUGCAUUUAGACUGCCUAAUACCUGAUGUGGGAUUGGUUAAAAUCCCUCUCUAACUGAGCCCAUGAAAAUUCAGUAAAAUCUAAAAGCUUCCAUCAAACAAUAAUUUUAAUAACUGUGUACAUCUGCUUUCCUGGAAUCAGCCACAAUAUAAACAUCUGUCGAUUUGAAAUGAUUCCAAGUUGCAGGUGAUGCAUGUUUGGGAUUUUUGAGGAUGUUAUAUGCUUCAUAUAUUAGGUGCCUCAAAAUAUUUCAAAAGUCCUUUAUGCUCAAUGAGGUAGUAACCGGUGACUGUGCACAUGAGGCAAUAAUUUUAGGAAUAUCAAAAUGGCACAAUCAAUGACUAGGUGAAUGACUCUUUAAUCUCUGUUUCUCCUUGAUAUUAUUAAUUGAAGGAUGGAUUGUCGCUAGGUUACCAGGAAAUUAUCUGUCCAUCUUCCAAUAAUACCUUUGGAUCCUUAGUAUCUACUAAAUUAUUGGGAAGAGAAAUGAUCAGGGCUUUUAAAAAACUUCAUACACAAGAUGUGGGUGUCACUGGCUGAGCCCGAAUGUAUUAUCCACCUCUAGUUGCUCUGGAGAAGGUGAUUAGGAGAAAGUGAGGACUGCAGAUGCUGGAGAUCAGAGCUGAAAAAUGUGU
Molecule: messenger RNA, 8052 nt
Organism: Chiloscyllium plagiosum (whitespotted bambooshark)
Lineage: Eukaryota; Metazoa; Chordata; Chondrichthyes; Orectolobiformes; Hemiscylliidae
Source: RefSeq, a predicted model, not a curated record